AUAAAAAGAUUUUUGAGAUUUUGGUUCUGCUCGUCCGUCUGUCAACAGGCACGAAGAAAGGAAUGAUUUUGAUGAGUUGACGAUUUUUCUGAAAAUGAUUUUCUUUUCGAUCUUUUCGAACUCAAUCACUAUCCAAAAUCAUCGAUCGUCAGUGAUCAUCAUUGAUUGUUGAUCAUCAUCGAUCGCGACUGGCUCCACAUCCACAACGUAUUCUUAUGAAAUUUUAUGUAUCACAAAUACUCGGAAAAACAAAGGAAGUUGAAUAAUGGGGAAUGCAAUUGCAGUGUGGUGGCUCUUGGUUCUAGUUGUGGUUUUGGCUGCCGCAAAUAUCGAGCUUGCGGAGGCGGCGAAAGCCAAGAAACCCAACAAUCCCCGGGAUUUGGCUUCCCGUUUCAGUGGCGGUGGGAUCGACGACUACGACGAAACAACCGCCGGUGUCACUGGAAUUCUCGAGGAAAACCCAGACUUUGUUCCCCUUGGAGAAGAAAGUUCAGACGAAGAACACAGUGACGAUGAUUACAGUGAUAGCGACGACGAUGCGCGAUCUGACGAAUCGGACGACGACGACGACGAUGUGAAGGCCAGGGUGUCCAAAAAGUUAAAAAAGACUAGAAUACCACGGCCCGGGAAAGUCCUGAAGCUUUUAAAAAAGAAUAGGGCGAGGGUCACCAUUGUACUAGCGGUGUUUGCGUUUCGAAACGAAAUUUUCCGGGCGCUCAAACAUCUCUCCGAGCGACACAAAUCCAAGAACAAGGUGACGGAUGUUUUGAAGCUGCUCUUGUUUGUGGACUUUAUGAGGAGGAUGCAGACCGGUGGAAAAGAAUCUUCCAAUCUCAUGAAAUUUAUUGGCCAUGCGAGUCCCCUCCUAGGUGCAUUGCUGGAAAAGACGAUGAAUUACAAUCCCGCCUAUAUUCCACCCAUCGAUCAGCAUUUUACGUUUGAGAGGUAAGCUGGACCGAAUUAUUCGUUCAAGAGUCAAAUACGGUGGAGUACUGGAUUGGGCUGCAACAUUGGAGUACUUACGAAACCAUCAAUUUUUAAUUUGUUGCGAUUUGUAGUUUGAACGAAUAUUAUCUCAAGGACGGCAUGGCGCUCCACAAAGCGCUUCACACUAGACACGACGGAUUGAAAUGGCCAUCUUCUUCGGCCACGCCCAUCUGUCCCGACUUCGCUUCGUCCAAAGGAAGCGCCGGACGCGAAUCAAAGGCAGAAAAUGCGACUGUUGUCGAGAACGAUGAUGGUCGAAUGGUCGUAGUUCUAGAUUGGACGAAACUUGAUACGAGCAUCACCUCCCUCGAACUUCUUAGGCAACAAGUUGCAUUUUUACUAAGCGAAUAUCGCAGCCUUGCGAUGCACAGAGAGGCUGCGGCGAACGCAACAACAAGGGGGAGUGAAGAUAGCAAGAAUGCUCUGCCCUCUGCUUCCACUCUAGAAGUGCUGGUGCUCUUGGAAUCACCGGGCGGAAGUGUUUCGGAGUACGGCUUGGCGGGGCAGCACUUGUUACGGCUGCGAAACGAACCCGGGAUUACGUUAACAAUCUGCGUCGACAAGGUAGCUGCUUCCGGUGGCUACAUGCUGUGUUGUACCGCGAGUCCGGGGCAGCUCUUUGCGGCUCCAUUUGCGUUGUUGGGCAGCAUCGGAGUCAUCGGGACCCAAAUCAAUGUCAACAAACUCUUGAACGAUUGGGGCAUCGAGCCACUCGAGUUUCGGGGAGGAAAAGACAAGGCCCCGAUAGGAUUGCUCGGACCAGUUUCAAAAGACGGAAAACGCACUACUCAAGCUAUGAUCGAUCAGACGCACAGAGCUUUUAAGCAACACGUCGUGGAUGCUCGACCCGUCCUGAAAGACACAAUCGAUGAAAUCGGAAGUGGAAACGUGUGGCUCGGUGUCGAUGCCAUCGAUGUGAACCUAGUGGACGCCAUCAAAACUUCCGAUGAAUAUAUCGAAGAGAAAAUACGGAGCGGCAGCAGGGUCUUCAAGAUGGUUCGGGUCUUCCGGUCGGGCUUUCUCCUGGGUCCGAGGAUCGGGAGCCUUCCUACGGCGCAAUGCAAGGGGGCGGUUGCAAAUGCCGAGCCGUCUGUUGCGUCGCUAGAAGAAAACAUCGAGAACUGGAUGCGGGCAUCGCGUUCAUGGAUGACACAGGUCCCCCUCCGCCGCAUCAAGUCGGUUUUGUCGAAAACGAUGCAUUCCUUUCCAUAGGUCUUAGAAUACGACAAUUUUCCAUCUCUCYUCCUAGAAUCGAAGCAUGCGGGAACGACAAAGUACCGAAGCAACGUUUUGAUCACAGUACUUGCAAGCUCUAUUUGUGACGGAGCCAUUGUAUAUAUGACUUUUGUGCAUAGUGUGCAUUUUGAUAUAGCUUUAGGCUAGCUAAUUGUUCAUACCCGGAUUCCAAACCUUGACUGCACUUGUUGGGAUCACACGUGUCAAUCCUAUCAGUCUGAACAGGCGAAUGGUUGAAUAGAAGGAACAGAUAACA
Molecule: messenger RNA, 2479 nt
Organism: Pseudo-nitzschia multistriata
Lineage: Eukaryota; Bacillariophyta; Bacillariophyceae; Bacillariales; Bacillariaceae
Source: the annotation of a GenBank genome assembly